AUGAGGCGAGGGCCGCUAGCUCUCCCCGAGGCAGGCAGCUCCGCUGGGCUCAGGUCUGAGGGGGCGCCUGGCCCCUCCCGCGGCGGCGGCGGCUCUAGCGCGGGGCUCGGCGGCUACAGCUCCUCCCCCCGUGGCGGUGUUAUGGCCCCUUGUUGGAGCACAAAAGGGUCCCCAGGCUGGCGGCCGGCGCAGCUCCUGUUCCUCGUCUUCUGUUGCGGUAAUGGUGCUCUUGCAGAACAUUCUGAAAAUGUGCAUAUUUCAGGAGUGUCAACUGCUUGUGGAGAUAGUCCGGAACAAAUUAGAGCACCAAGUGGGGUAAUCACGAGUCCAGGCUGGCCUUUUGAAUAUCCUGCCAAAAUCAACUGUAGCUGGUAUAUCCAUGCAAACCCAGGGGAAAUCAUCACUAUAAGUUUUCAAGAUUUUGAUGUUCAGGGAUCACGGCGAUGCAGUUCGGAUUGGUUAACAAUAGGAACCUACAAGAAUGUGGAAGGUUAUCGAGCAUGUGGCUCCUCCAUUCCAUCACCAUACAUCUCUUCACAAGACCAUGUUUGGAUCAGAUUUCAUUCGGAUGACACUAUCUCCAGGAAAGGCUUCAGAUUGGCCUACUUUGCUGGAAAAUCUGAUGAACCAAGAUGUGAUUGUAACCAGUUUCAUUGUGCUAAUGGAAAAUGCAUUCCAGAAACUUGGAAAUGUAAUAACAUGGAUGAAUGUGGAGACAACUCUGAUGAAGAAAUCUGUGCCAUAGCUAAUCCUCCAACAGCUUCUUCCUUUCAACCUUGUGCUUACAACCAGUUUCAAUGUCUUUCUCGCUUCACCAAAGUUUACACCUGCCUUCCAGAAUCUUUAAAAUGUGAUGGAAACAUUGAUUGUCUUGAUUUAGGAGAUGAAGUAGACUGUGAUGUGCCAACAUGCGGGCAAUGGUUAAAAUAUUUUUAUGGUACUUUCAAUUCUCCCAAUUACCCAGACUUUUAUCCUCCUGGAAGCAACUGCACCUGGCUAAUAGACACUGGUGAUCAUCGCAAAGUAAUUUUGCGCUUCACUGACUUUAAACUUGAUGGUGCUGGUUAUGGAGACUAUGUCAAAAUAUAUGAUGGAUUAGAGGAAAAUCCACGCAAGCUUUUGCGUGUGUUAACUGCAUUUGACUCUCAUGCACCCCUUACAGUUGUUUCUUCUUCUGGGCAGAUAAGAGUGCAUUUUUGUGCUGACAAAGUAAAUGCCGCAAGAGGAUUUAAUGCUACAUAUCAAGUAGAUGGCUUCUGUUUGCCAUGGGAAAUUCCAUGUGGUGGGAACUGGGGUUGCUACACAGAGCAACAGCGCUGUGACGGCUAUUGGCAUUGCCCAAAUGGAAGGGAUGAAACCAAUUGCAGCAUGUGCCAAAAAGAAGAGUUUCCCUGCUCCCGAAAUGGUGUUUGCUAUCCUCGUUCAGAUCGCUGCAACUAUCAGAAUCAUUGCCCUAAUGGUUCAGAUGAGAAGAAUUGCUUCUUUUGCCAACCUGGAAAUUUUCACUGUAAAAAUAAUCGCUGUGUAUUUGAGAGCUGGGUAUGUGAUUCUCAAGAUGACUGUGGUGAUGGUAGUGAUGAAGAGAAUUGCCCGGUCAUUGUACCCACUAGAGUAAUAACAGCAGCUGUCAUUGGGAGCCUUAUCUGUGGAUUGCUGCUUGUCAUUGCACUGGGAUGUACUUGUAAGCUGUACUCACUGAGGAUGUUUGAACGAAGAUCAUUUGAAACACAGUUGUCAAGGGUUGAGGCUGAGUUGUUAAGAAGAGAAGCUCCUCCAUCUUAUGGACAGUUAAUUGCUCAAGGGUUAAUUCCACCAGUUGAAGAUUUUCCUGUUUGUUCACCAAACCAGGCUUCAGUUUUGGAAAACCUGAGACUAGCGGUGCGAUCUCAGCUUGGAUUUACCUCAAUCAGACUUCCGAUUGCUGGCAGGUCAAGUAACAUUUGGAAUCGAAUUUUUAAUUUUGCAAGGUCCCGUCAUUCUGGAUCACUGGCAGUAGUCUCAGCAGAUGGAGAUGAUGUUGUUGCCAGUCAGAGUACUAGUAGAGAAGCUGAAAGAAAUAAUACUCACAGAAGUCUAUUUUCAGUUGAAUCUGAUGACACAGACACAGAAAAUGAAAGAAGAGACACAGCAGGAGCAGUUGGUGGUGUUGCUGCCACUUUGCCUCAAAAAGUUCCACCUGCAACAGCAAUAGAAGCAACAGUAGGAGCAUGUGGAAGUUCCUCAGCUCAGAAUACCAGUGGCAGUAAUACAGAUAAUGGAAGAGAAAUGACAAGUGUAGAACCCCCAAGUGCAAGUCCAGCACGCCACCAGCUCACUAGUGCACUAAGUCGUAUGACUCAAGGAUUACGUUGGGUACGCUUUACUUUAGGGAGAUCAAGCUCAGUAAAUCAGAACCAAAGUCCUUUGAGACAGCUUGAUAAUGGUGUUAGUGGAAGAGAUGAAGAUGACGAUGUUGAAAUGUUAAUUCCAGUUUCUGAUGUAGCAUCAGACUUUGAUAUUAAUGACUGUUCAAGACCCCUGCUUGAUCUCUCCUCAGAUCAAGGACAAGGGCUUAGGCAGCCUUACAGUGCAAUGCAUCAUGGAGUAAGGUCAUGUAAACGAGAUGGCCCAUGUGAGCGCUGUGGUAUUGUACACACUGCCCAGAUACCCGACACUUGCUUAGAAGCAGCACUGAAAAAUGAAACUAGUGAUGAUGAGGCAUUGUUACUUUGUUAG
Molecule: messenger RNA, 2715 nt
Organism: Emys orbicularis (European pond turtle)
Lineage: Eukaryota; Metazoa; Chordata; Testudines; Emydidae
Gene: LRP12
Product: LDL receptor related protein 12
Exons: 7
Coding region: 1-2715 (904 amino acids)
Molecular function (GO): protein binding
Source: RefSeq, a predicted model, not a curated record